Messenger RNA from Sycon ciliatum, 3883 nucleotides. Its product is annotated as E3 ubiquitin-protein ligase MGRN1-like. The record is from RefSeq and is a predicted model, not a curated record. Lineage: Eukaryota; Metazoa; Porifera; Calcarea; Leucosolenida; Sycettidae. Gene Ontology annotation, molecular function: ubiquitin protein ligase activity. Bases 341 to 2263 code for a protein of 640 amino acids. The transcript has 13 exons. Gene Ontology annotation, cellular component: cytoplasm. Gene Ontology annotation, biological process: protein ubiquitination.
UAGUUGUACGGGUUGGUGCAGCAUUGCCAUUGGAUUCCUCGGCUCUGAAUCUGAUCUUCGUUGUUCACCAAGAAGACGUGUACACAGAACAUGCAGAAAGUGUGAGUAAAGUGCAGGAGUACGGAAUGUGUUCAGCCAUUGGUGUGGACCAGAAGAGUACCUCACGUUGCCUGCUCCAGAUGUAGCCCAUCCUAGCAACCCUGAGUGUUUUUUUGGCUUGAGGAAAUCCUCUCGAGCUGUCGUCUGGAAAGACUUCUGUGCAGAGGAGAAUUGAAGACGAAAAUAGAAUUAUUUUGUAUUCUCAGUGUUCGUAAAGACAUCUCAAGCAGUUAUUUGGACUAUGGGCGCAAUUCCCACGGCGCUGCGGCGCGGGGAGCAGAUUGGCGAGGACAUUGAGCUAGGAGCAGAUCCUGCAGGAGCUCGCGCUGCUGUAAAUCCUUACCGCUACCCACCAAAGAACGGAGAGUUGUAUUUUGGCAACUCGUUCUGGAUCGGCGGACAGAAGUUCGACAUGGACGCAUCCGACGGAUUUCUCUUCGGUGACAACAUCGACGUAAAUUUCUUUUCGGGGAGAGCAAGAUCGUUCCCAUUCAGUGUUCCCCAGGUGGGACAACCUACUAGUGUCUUGCAAGCUCUUGUCAAUAUCCGCAAGGACUCCUUGAAGCUAACCAGGGAUGCAGACGAGCCCACUCUCUACGCCGUCGAGUUUAUUUACGAUGCUGACGUGGAAUCCGUGGUCACCAUCUUCCUGCAGGCGCGUGAAAUCUACCGCGAUGGCGUGUUGAGCUAUCAGUCACAAGUCAACGCUCAAUCAAGCGGUGACGUGCUGGUCGCCGGUUACGGGCAGACAUUCAAGUCGACCUACUUUCUGGCACCGGAAGAGGCCAGCGCUCGCAUGCUGACGCUGCCGAGUGAUGGACCCAGCGGUGUCUUCCCCCUCAUUGUCAUGUGUGAGGUCGGUGAAUCAGAUCUAAACGACCAGCAGACACACGCACAUAUACUGAUAGCCAACCUGGAGAAAUCUGGAGAGGAUGUGUACACAGCCAAGGCGGUCAAGCAGAAGCAAGUGAUUGAUGGCACAGUGCUGCUUCUUCAGGAGAUUUAUGGUCUGGACGGGGUGGCGCGUACGCAGCCUGGAAUCAAUAUGGACGACGACGAUGACGACAACGAUGAUGAUGACGCCGACGGUUUUAGUUCCACCAGUCAAACGGGAAUGGAGUGCGAGUUGUGUUUGUCUGAACCCCGUGACACCAUGAUAUUGCCCUGUCGACAUCUCAGUAUAUGCUCCUCCUGUGCUGAUCAGCUCCGUUUCUCGGCCAGCAAUUGUCCAUUCUGUCGCCAGCCAUUUUCGGCACUGUUGCACAUCCGUGCCUUCAAGGAGGUGAGAUCACCAGCCCAUGCCGCCAACUCCACCAGCGCCUGUAGCUCUGUCCCUAUGUCCCCGCAAGGCAACACUAGUGCCAGUGGUAGCAAUCGGCCAGGCGACGUCUCACCAUCGGACACGGAGCUGGCUAUUGACGCGGCCGUUGCCGCCGCGAGUCCGCCUUCUGCGGCUGCUGCUGAACAGGUAGCUGAGAUACCAGGUUAUCACGAGGUGACACUUUCCGAGGCGUUUGCUGGCAUGGUGCCGAAAGAGUCUGCGCCGACGCGACCAGCAAGGGCCUGUACCGUCAACAGUGAUGUAGCGGAAUCGUUGGAUGACGACUUUCCCAAUUCGGACACCUCGAUGAUCCCGGCCAUGAUAUCCUCACACGCCGAAGACGCCGAAAGCACUUCUGCUGCUGCUGCGGCUGUUCUACCACAACCCGCAUCAGCAACAGGAGCGGCGGCGGCACUGUCCGACAUUCCACCAGUGGCGCUUCUCACCGAGGGAGUAUCCAGUGGCGACGGGACCAGCUCUGCCACCACCGGUAGCUGCUCACCAGUGCAUCGCACAGUCAGCGCACCAGUGUGUGCGUCCACACCCAUCAGUCUACCCGGUAUGGUGGACGACGACGACGACGACGACGGAGACGACGACAAGAACGAAUCCACGGUAACUCCCGCGCCGACACUGCCGCGCUCUCCGAGCUAUCCUAUUGUCAUGUCUUCAUACACCAUAACUGGCGUAAGUGAUCCCGUGGAGGUGGAAUUGUCGGAGAGUAACAGCACCACAGCUGGUGGUUAUGACUCUGACGAUGAAGAGUCAUACCAGGAUGCCGACGAUGGUAGUCGCGACGACAGCAGAGUGAAGUGGGUCGAAUCCAUCUCGGUAGAAGUGUGACGUGCGUGUGCUUUGUACGCGUGUGUGUGUGUGUGUGUGUGUGUGUGUGUGUGUGUGUGUGUGUGUGUGUGUGUGUGUGUGUGUGUGUGUGUGUGUGUGUGUGCACCGGCACGUGUUGUGACGUUUGCUGUUUGCCUAGCUGCGAGCACACUAGCGUUGUCCGCUGCGUGUCUUGCUCAAAUGGCACUUCACGGGUUUGGUUUCGUAUUGCGUGCAAUGCAAUCGGGCGCUUUGCACUCCGUUCUGCGUGAGAUCUCUGCAUGUGUUCUUGUUGAUGAUGUCCUGUUGUUGUUGUUGAGCGCGUUGUAAGUGUUGCCUGUGUAUAUUGCCCGCUGGAAUACAUGCAUAUCCCACUGUACAUUAGCCCGUAACGUAGCCCUUCUCUCCUCUCCAUACUUGUACGGUUCGAAUCGCUUGCGGGCUCAUGAACACACAAACAAACAAAUAAACAAACACAACACACACACACACACACACCGUUCGUGCGUGCACACACAUGCCCUCACGUGUACAUACGUACAUACGAGUCAACUGCACACUGUACUCAGACCUAUGUUUCUCACCUGCUGACUACUAACUGCUGUGCAGCAGCAGCAACUGCAUCAGGUGAUCAUGUUGUGACCGGAGUCACACUGAGCGUGGUCACGUCAGUGCAUGUGGCCCUCGACUCCUCUUUUCCAGCCAAGCCAAGUUCCGAUUGGUUUCUUAAACAAAAUUGCCAUACAUGUAGAUUCUUCUCUUCUGCCUAUAUAUUUUACUACUCUUCUCAUCAAUUAGUUAGCAGUGGGUUCUUGUUGUGUGUUCAAGUGUUCACCGCUGCAUGUAGUAGGCGCAUGUGUAGCUUGUAGGUUGUUAUUAAUUUUAUUUAGUUCUCUCGUAGAUUUCGAAAUGCCUUCGAAAUACCUUGUAGUCGAAAGUCGUCCUUUAGCUUGUCUUUCUCUGUUAGGUUACCUCUGCAUUGACCUGUGAGUCAAAGUUUUUUUCUCCGUGUGUGUGUGUGUGUGUGUGUGUGUGUGUUUUACAAACACGCUGAUGUUGAUGUGCCUCCCUCCUUCUCCCCCGUCCCGCUCGCGUUUCUGACCUCGCCUCCACGCCAAUGUUUUCAGUCGUAAAAAUGAAACGAGUAACGGGUAAGGGUUUUUUUUUCCAAUAGCCCGCAUGCCAUGAUCAUGUACUUUUCUCGGCUUAUAAACACUCUUUUAUCCUCAUCAUAAUGAUUCAUGUGUAUUCAUGGUAUUUGAAGUUCCGCUCUUGCACAGCAGCAGCAGCGCAGCGCGUUCACAGCAGCAUUAUAUCUAUCUAUUUUUCACCCACCGCCAUACACGUACUACACGUCUGACAUCAGGGUAAAAACACAACGGACUAACACUGGCUUUGAUUUUAUCGACUUUGUCUUUUCUAAACCGUCAUGUUAAACUGGCACCUGUGUUCUAUUUGUUGUCCUCGUUCUCGUGUAUUUUGCAGCAAGCUUUUUGGUAUUAUGCUGCCUCGCCCCUGCAUUUGUGUUUUCAGUGGCCAGUCCGGUUCAGUUGUAUGUGAAACACACAUGAUUAAUUUUGAUUUUGGUACUUGUACUAUUCACUCGAUACGUAGUCUCCUAACGCGGUGUCCUCAACUGUG